Messenger RNA from Eleginops maclovinus (Patagonian blennie), 3799 nucleotides. It is a transcript of the gene sgms1a, whose product is annotated as sphingomyelin synthase 1a. Gene Ontology annotation, biological process: sphingomyelin biosynthetic process; ceramide biosynthetic process. Gene Ontology annotation, cellular component: Golgi membrane; plasma membrane; endoplasmic reticulum membrane. The coding region runs from base 397 to 1617 and encodes 406 amino acids. The record is from RefSeq and is a predicted model, not a curated record. Gene Ontology annotation, molecular function: protein binding; ceramide cholinephosphotransferase activity; sphingomyelin synthase activity. NCBI's taxonomy places the organism in Eukaryota, Metazoa, Chordata, Actinopteri, Perciformes, Eleginopidae. The transcript is spliced from 6 exons.
GUGACGGUAUGUAGGGAACUCCCGCCUAUCCAUAUAAAUCCACAGAGACCCACAGAGGGACGUGUGCCACAUUGCGGUGAAAGCCACUACUAUUUGAAGAGAAGUCCUUCAACAUUUCCACAGCAAGGGGUGCAGCGUGUGGGGGGGGGAAAGAGCUGAUGAGGUAAAGGAAGGAGGCCACUGUGGUUCGCCUGCUGUCUCUUGGCCCUGAUUCUGCCGCUUUCUUUCUCCCGCGCUUCACUUCGAGAGGAGGCUUGGCUCCCUCUGGGUGCAAGAAACACCAUGUGCCAAAACUGUAGAGGAUUCACCACUGCCCCAUAGUCCGCCAAGCCUCUCGUGAAACCUCCCCUCUAGUCUGAGGACCCUCCUGACCACCCACAUUGCCCACUGGCCAAGAUGAAGAAGGUGGCAGCAUGGUCUCCAAAGGACGUCUAUGACUGGCUGAGCAAAGAGGGGAUGCCGGAGUACACUGAUGCCCUCCGUCAGACGGACGGUCCCGGUCUGCUCAGGCUCAACGAGGCAGAUUUCCACAUGCUCCCCCUGUCGCUGGUGUCGUCUGACUGCGGGCAGCAGCUGCUGGAGAGGCUGGAGACGCUGCGGAUAGAGACUCACAUCGAGGACCACAAAAACGGCCACGCAAACGGACACGCCGGUGGGCUGCCUAACGGGAAGAGCAAGCCUCAGAGGAACGGAAUGAAGGACUACAGGAUGGAGAUGGUCCACAUCCCCAUCCCAACGAAGGAAACCACGCGCCCUUCCUUCCCCGCCGAGUGGGGGAAGACGGGCAUAGCGUUCGUCUACGCAGUGGUGUGCUUUGUCACCACCACCAUUGUCAUUUCAGUGGUCCACGAGAGAGUGCCGCCAAAGGAGCACACCCCACCGCUGCCGGAUAAGUUCUUCGACCUGUUCAACAGGGUGGAGUGGGCGUUCUCCAUCUGUGAGAUUAACGGCAUGCUGCUGGUGGGGCUCUGGCUCAUACAGUGGAUUCUUCUCAAGCACAGGUCAAUUAUAGGCAGGCGAUUCUUCUUCAUUGUGGGCACACUCUAUCUGUACCGCUGUAUUACAAUGUACAUCACCACUCUGCCUGUUCCCGGAAUGCACUUCAAAUGCUCUCCAAAGCUUCUCGGGAACUGGGAGGCACAGAUGAGGAGAAUAAUGAAGAUGAUUGCUGGUGGGGGCCUCUCCAUCACAGGGUCCCACACCAUGUGUGGAGAUUAUCUGUAUAGUGGCCACACAGUUAUGCUAACGCUAACAUACCUCUUCAUCAAGGAGUAUUCCCCCAAGCGGUUUUGGUGCUACCACUGGUUCUGCUGGAGCUUGAGCGCUAUUGGGAUUUUCUGCAUCCUCCUGGCCCAUGACCACUACACUGUGGAUGUAGUGGUUGCAUAUUUUAUCACUACACGCCUCUUUUGGUGGUACCACACCAUGGCCAACCAGCAGUCGCUGAAGGAGACGUCUCAGAGUAACCCGUUCUCGCGGGUGUGGUGGUACAGACUGUUCCAGUUCUUUGAAGAGAACGUCAGCGGCAUGGUUCCCCGUAACUAUCAGCUGCCGCUGUCGUGGCGCUCGCUGCAGUGGAGCCGCGGCGUGAAGUACAGCAAACUGGAAAUCCAGUGACCGUCAUCAUUUCAAAGCUGGCGAGGACUAUGACUUCCAGAAGCGCUGUUUCUCCCCGAGGAGGGCGGCACCGUUAAAUGUAGCGCUGUCCUUUCACCUUUAGGAAACCGACCCUGUCCAAAUGGGUAGCACUGUGACCCACUUAGUAUUUUUUUCUCUGUUUGUGUAUAUAUAUUUUGUUUCUCUUGUGCUUUGUCCUCUGGUAGUAUCCGUCAACACAGAGCACUAAUUUAUAUUUGUUUUGUGUCUUCCUUCUCGUGGGUCACAGUUUACAAAGCGUUUCGUCAAACUACUAAAACUCCAAGAUUUUUGGCCUCAAGGACUCGCAUACUUUUCUUUCUCUCUGCACAAAACUAGAGUUAAUGUCAUCAUGUUCUUACAAGUUUUUUAGUGCAAAUGGUGUCAAUCAAACGCUGAUUUGAUAAGCAAAAUGCCAUAAGCACGAUUUUCUUUUUAUAGCAAAUUACUUUUUGUAAACUGUCCUUGCUAAAAUGAGUCAAAGGUGCAAAAAAUAAUUUUUUUAAGUAUGUCAAACUUUAUUUUUCAAAAACAAAUGAUGUCCAACAAAAGAUUUUUAGAUUUUUACCUUUUUCAAGAUGGAUAACUGAGAGCAUAAGAAUCCGAUGCGGUAUAACAUUAUUCCAGUGCCUUUCUUAGCUUGAUUGUAAAACAGUUCAAGUACUAUGUGUCUUGUGUCUCUCCGGUGGGUGCGACCACGCCGCGGCACGAGGUGGUACUUGGUUAACAGUCUCGUUCCCAUGAAUGUAAAAACAACGACGCCAGCCUUACCAGAAAAUAGUUUUUCCCAAAAUUCAGAGUGAUAUGUCCCGUUUAUUUAUUGAUGCUUUACAAUGUCAAUGUGUGCUUAGUUUGUUAAUGCUGUUCUAACAGAAAAAUGACUGUUAAUUGUAUUAUUUUUUUAAAAUGUCCGUAUCAUUUACUUUUACCAAUCAGUCUUUAACCAGCACCAGCCAAGAUGAAAACCCAAUCAUUGAUGUUCAGUUGUAUGCUAGGUUUACUUUCCAGCGCUAGUUAUCCGCUAAGAAUCACUGCCUGGUUGGGAAAUGGGGAAGACGUGUCUCUGAGGCACACGGUUUUGUGCGUCUCUUGCUCAGUUAAUGAACCCCACGCUUGUUCCCCGCAUUGAGUCCCAUUUUAAAAUCCCAAAUGACCCUCAUUACUGUCUUGUCUUGUAACCUUUGUGGUGGUGAGGAGAUCUAAAGGAUAAUUGUGUAUGAGUUUUGGGAAUGUCUUCUGAAAACAGGAGCUUCAGGGAAAGUUUCUGAGCAUGUCUGUAAUCUCUACGGUUUAUCUCCUGCUAAAUCAAGCUGCUAUCUUCCAGUGUACCGUCUACACUGCUUCCUCUAGUGCUACGCCAAAUCUAGAAGUAGCUUACACUCAACGUGGAACCUGUGUGUGUGGGGAAGAAGCUGAUGCAUGACGCACAGAGCUGGUUGGAUGCUGUGGGUCAGUGUGUGUGUGUGUGUGUGUGUGUGCAGGAACACAUUGAUUUCCAUGAAUGUGAAAAUGCAUCCUUAUCAAUAAUCUUAAUUAUGUUGACUUUUGUCUUGCUUUGUUUAACUAUGACUGAACUGUAAAGAAAUAAGUAUUGCACAAGUUUAUGUAUCGAGGGAAAGAUUUAAGUCAUUUUGUUUUCAUUUCAAAUUAAACUGAUAAGCUUUGAUGAAGAGAAACUGCACUAAGCUUUAAAUGAUAAAAAUCCCAAAUAAAUAAAAUGAUGUAUCUUUCUUUGAAUUUUCAAAAGAAGAGCGUGACAAUAACAUUAUUUCAAAGAGUCUAAUUCAUUUGAAUGCCAGCAAGAGUCUUAAUGUUUAAGGCACAUGACAGUCCAGGCGUACCCUCCUUCCUUUACAAUCAUUUCACCUGAACAUAACGGUCUUUAAGAGCACAGCAGGUUCCUCGCAUUCAUUUUGCUUUCAGAUAAUGUUUGAAAUAUCAGCUCUCUGAUAACGCUCGAGAGCUUUCCUAAGGAUGAAGGUUGGAGUUUUUCGUCUGAGUUUGCCAAUCAAGUAGAUUUUUUUUCUCAACGUUUGUCCUCCCAUAUGCUCCUCUGUAAACAUCCCACCCAUGUUGUGCUUUUUCUGUGUAUACCAGAUGUUUGUAAGAUAUGAUACAGGAUUGUACUUGGGACGCUUUGAAUAAAACCUUUUACUAAAAUGUA